AGUAAAAUGCGUGGAAUUCAGAGAGUGGUAAUAUUUUGUCUACUAACCACAGUUCUACCAGCAAUACUCAUAAUCACUCCUCUUUAUCUCCGUAAUAUUAAAUAUGCUGAUGUUAUGUACAGAAUAUCUGACUCAGAUAUUAUACAAAUACAUAAAGGACAAUCUUCUGUAUUUUGCCAAAAACAUUCCUUAAAAAUGAAUACUAGCUUCAAUGCAUUCCAAAUGAAGGGAAGGCCUAAUCUUGCAAAGCAGAGAAGGCAUAUAAAACUAAGAAAAUCAAUGAAAUUACCUGAUGAUACUCUUGAGUAUUGGGGAUUUUAUCUAUUCGCAGGAGCAUCAGUAGAGUUAAAAGGCUGUUCUAGGUUUGAAGGAUCAAAAAUAUUAGUUGUUAAGGGUGAUAAGAUUUUGAACACAUGUGGUAUUUUAGAGGGUGAUAAAUAUAAAAAAGAUCCUUUUUUUGUGAAAGACACACAAGUUUCAGUAACAUUACAAAAUCCAAAAACUAAGAAACGUGAAGCUAUACGUAAUAAAAAUAUGGCUUUGUACAGAAGUAAUUCUGAGCAAAUAGUAAGUAAGAAAAAGAAGUAUAAACGAGAUGUCAAUCCUUCUUUACACAGUCCAAACACAAUAUUAGAUACUGGUGUUAAUCAUGGUGGUAAUGCUUUAAAUGCAACAAUAACUGGAGAAGACAGAUCCAUUUCUAGCUUCGAAAGUAAUUUAUUUGAAUGUUAUCAAGAUAAUAUACUGAUGAAUGAAUUUUUCCCUUACUCUAUUGAAUGUAAUAACACUAAAUAUUUAGAAGAAAUUACAACACUAAAAGUAGAUCACGAAAUCACAUCAGAUGGGUACUAUUAUUACAUUUUUUAUAGUGAUAAUGAUUUUGUUAAUAACAAUAUUCAUGCAAUAUUUGACAUCUAUAAACCAACAUUCCAAUACUCGAAUAUAUCUGAUUCCAAAAUGUGUUUAAAUCAGACUGAAUGUGAAUUUGAUGUAGACAUCUUUAGUGAUGAAUUGGUAAUUGUCGAAGUUCCAACAAAAGAUGGAUUAAAUAGUAAUAAUGAUUCAUUUAUAUUAAUGUCUGUAUGUCAUCCCCGAAUAUCUGUCUACAUUUUUUUUCCAAUAUCUGUUCUCAUUUUGAUUCUACUAUUUGCAUUUUUAUGAUAUAUCUUGUUAGUUAUACUGUAUGUUACAUUUAUCAAGUUAAAUAUAACCAGAAGUGUGAUAUUAGUUAAUUGAUUAAAAAGCUUUUUUUAGUUUUAUGGUACUAUAAUAAGACUGUGAUGAUAGUUACCUGAUAUCUGUUUAAUUGUUAUAGAUUAAUAAGAAAUAAUAAAUGUUUAAAUAAAAUAAGUAUUUACUUAA
Messenger RNA from Melitaea cinxia (Glanville fritillary), 1362 nucleotides. RefSeq lists its product as uncharacterized. Lineage: Eukaryota; Metazoa; Arthropoda; Insecta; Lepidoptera; Nymphalidae. The transcript has a single exon. The coding region runs from base 7 to 1161 and encodes 384 amino acids. The record is from RefSeq and is a predicted model, not a curated record.